This is a messenger RNA of Choloepus didactylus (southern two-toed sloth), 261 nucleotides long. Its product is annotated as signal recognition particle 9 kDa protein-like. Gene Ontology annotation, cellular component: signal recognition particle, endoplasmic reticulum targeting. Gene Ontology annotation, biological process: SRP-dependent cotranslational protein targeting to membrane; negative regulation of translational elongation. Lineage: Eukaryota; Metazoa; Chordata; Mammalia; Pilosa; Megalonychidae. Gene Ontology annotation, molecular function: 7S RNA binding. The coding region runs from base 1 to 261 and encodes 86 amino acids. The transcript is spliced from 2 exons. The record is from RefSeq and is a predicted model, not a curated record.
AUGCCUCAGUAUCAAAACUGGGAGGAGUUCAGCCACGCAGCCGAGAAGCUCUACCUCGCAGACCCUAUGAAGGCACAUGUGGUUCUCAAAUAUGGGCAUUCUAAUGGGAGUCUGUGUAUUAAAGUAACAGAUGAUUUAGUUUGUUUGGUGUAUAGAACAGACCAAGCUCAAGAGAUAAAGAAGAUUGAGAAAUUCCACAGUCAACUAGUGCGACUUAUGGUAGCCAAGGAAUCCGGCAGUGUUGCCAGGGAAACAGACUGA